AAAUAGUUUCACUUAAAAAUAAAUUAAAAAUAUAAUGUGAAAAAAAUGAGAGUGCGAAGGACUGCAAAUAAAAGCUCUACCUAGACCGUAUUGACAAAUCGUCAAAUAUGAUUUUGUCCUUUGGUCCACAGGGCGCGCUCCAGUCCCGCUUCUUCUGUCUCCUCGCUGGGUCGCCCCUUGACCCAUGAUAGUUCGGAUCCGGGCUUCAUUAAAACGACGCGUUUUAAGGAGAGAGUUCGCUUAGACCUUUGAAAGCAAUUAUCAGUUUGAUGUGUUUUUAGUUCAAUUGAGCGAUCUAUCUAAACAUCAUCUCCAUUUGCAUUUUGGGAAAAAUUUCUCGUUUUCUUUCUUUAAUUUGAACCUUUUUUAAGUAAAGAUUUCUUGAUACGUUUUAGCAAUCGGGAAAACCUAAUUGUUUCUCAAUCGUACUUGCUCUUAAUUUUGGAAUAAUCAUUGCCGUCUGUCCGUGGAGGACGUCCGCCAGAAAAUCAACGGCAGAGAGAGAGAGAGUGGUGACGGUUAAGGAUGGAUCAAGGGAGACAAGUGUUCGCAGCAGAUCUUCUAGAGAGAUAUGCGGCGAAAGGCCGCGGCGUGAUUACGUGUAUGGCAGCUGGAAAUGAUGUGAUUGUGUUGGGAACAAGUAAAGGAUGGGUUAUCAGACAUGAUUUUGGGGUUGGAGAUUCUUAUGACAUUGAUCUCUCUGCGGGCCGACCUGGGGAGCAAUCGAUCCAUAGAGUUUUUGUUGAUCCUGGGGGCAGCCAUUGUAUUGCCACUAUUGUGGGCAGUGGAGGUGCUGAUACAUUCUACACUCAUGCAAAGUGGACCAAGCCACGUAUAUUAAGCAGACUGAAAGGUCUAGUUGUCAAUGCUGUUGCCUGGAAUAGGCAACAGAUAACUGAAGCUGCUACAAGGGAAGUUAUUCUCGGUACAGACAAUGGCCAAUUGUAUGAAAUUGCUGUGGAUGAGAAGGACAAGAGGGAGAAGUAUAUAAAGCCUUUAUUUGAAUUAGCAGAACUUCCGGAGGCUAUCAUGGGCUUGCAAAUGGAAACAGCUAUAUUGAACAGUGGAACUAGAUAUUAUGUGAUGGCUGUUACUCCCACAAGACUUUAUUCUUUCACUGGAAUUGGAUCACUGGAGACUGUUUUUGCCAGCUACUUGGAUCGUGCUGUGCAUUUCAUGGAACUUCCUGGUGAAAUACCAAACAGUGAAUUGCAUUUCUUUAUCAAGCAAAGAAGAGCUGUUCAUUUUGCAUGGCUUUCUGGAGCAGGUAUCUAUCAUGGUGGCCUAAAUUUUGGAUCACAGCAUAGUUCUCCAAAUGGUGAUGAGAACUUUGUGGAGAAUAAGGCUCUCCUGGACUACACAAAGUUGUCUAAUGGUGCGGAAGUGGUCAAACCCAGUUCCAUGGCAGUGUCCGAAUUUCAUUUCUUGCUUCUUAUUGGGAAUAAGGUUAAGGUUGUAAACAGAAUCAGUGAGCAAAUCAUUGAGGAACUUCAGUUUGAUCAGGCAUCGGACUCUAGUUCAAGAGGAAUUAUUGGACUAUGUAGUGAUGCAACAGCAGGGUUGUUCUAUGCAUAUGACCAGAACUCUAUCUUUCAGGUUUCUGUGAAUGAUGAAGGACGAGAUAUGUGGAAGGUCUAUCUAGAUUUGAAAGAGUAUGCUGCAGCUUUAGCUAAUUCUCGUGACCCGCUCCAGAGAGACCAAGUAUAUUUAGUUCAGGCUGAAGCUGCAUUCACCUCCAGGGACUUCCUCAGGGCAGCAUCUUUUUAUGCAAAAAUUAACUAUAUAUUAUCAUUUGAGGAGAUAACUUUGAAGUUUAUCAGUGUCAGUGAACAGGAUGCUUUGAGAACUUUCUUAUUACGGAAGCUUGACAACCUUGCAAAGGAUGACAAAUGCCAAAUAACAAUGAUUUCUACGUGGGCAACAGAACUGUACCUGGACAAGAUAAAUCGGCUUCUUUUAGAAGAUGACACAGCUUUGGAGAAUCGUAAUUCAGAAUAUCAGUCAAUCAUUAAAGAGUUUCGUGCUUUCCUUAGUGACUGCAAAGAUGUGUUAGAUGAGGUGACUACAAUGAGACUUCUAGAGAGCUAUGGGAGGGUUGAAGAAUUAGUAUAUUUCGCUGGUCUGAAGGGACAAUAUGAAAUUGUUGUUCACUACUAUAUUCAGCAAGGAGAAGCAAAGAAGGCAUUGGAAGUGCUUCGAAAACCUGCUGUUCCAAUAGAUCUUCAGUACAAGUUUGCCCCAGAUCUUGUUACUCUUGAUGCAUACGAAACUGUGGAGUCAUGGAUGGCCUCAAACAAUCUGAACCCAAGGAAACUUAUUCCUGCUAUGAUGCGUUAUUCAAAUGAACCUCAUGCAAAGAAUGAAACCCAUGAAGUAAUUAAAUACUUGGAAUUCUGUGUUCAUCGUUUGCAUAAUGAGGACCCAGGAAUCCACAACUUGUUGCUCUCUUUGUAUGCUAAGCAGGAAGAUGAUAGUUCCCUUUUGCGAUUCCUGCAAUGUAAAUUUGGAAAAGGGCGAGAGAAUGGUCCUGAUUUCUUUUACGAUCCUAAGUAUGCCCUGCGCCUCUGCCUCAAGGAAAAACGAAUGCGUGCCUGUGUUCAUAUAUACGGCAUGAUGUCAAUGCAUGAGGAAGCUGUUGCUCUUGCUCUCCAGGUUGAUCCAGAGCUUGCAAUGGCUGAAGCUGACAAGGUUGAAGAUGAUGAAGACUUGAGAAAGAAGCUUUGGCUGAUGGUUGCCAAGCAUGUUAUUGAGCAGGAAAAGGGUACUAAGAGGGAGAAUAUAAGAAAGGCAAUAGCAUUUCUUAAGGAAACAGAUGGCCUAUUAAAGAUAGAGGACAUAUUGCCAUUCUUUCCUGACUUUGCCCUAAUUGAUGACUUCAAGGAGGCAAUUUGCUCCUCACUGGAGGAUUACAACAAGCAAAUUGAGCAACUAAAGCAGGAGAUGAAUGAUGCGACACAUGGUGCAGACAACAUUAGAAAUGAUAUUAGUGCAUUAGCUCAAAGAUAUGCGGUGAUUGACCGUGAUGAGGAAUGUGGGGUCUGUAGACGUAAAAUUUUGGCUGUUGGUGGGGAUUAUAGAAUGGCUCGUGGUUAUACAGCUGUAGGACCAAUGGCUCCUUUCUAUGUCUUUCCAUGUGGACAUUCCUUUCAUGCCCAUUGCCUGAUUGCUCAUGUGACACGUUGCACCAAUGAAUCUCAAGCGGAAUAUAUACUGGAUUUGCAGAAGCAAGUAACCUUACUUGGUAGUGAAGCUAGAAGGGAAUCAAAUGGAGGUAUGACAGAUGAAUCCAUAACCAGCAUGAACCCUGCAGAUAAGCUCCGAUCCCAGUUAGAUGAUGCAGUGGCGAGCGAAUGCCCAUUUUGUGGUGACUUAAUGAUCCGUGAAAUCUCUUUGCCUUUUGUGCUGCCAGAGGAAGCCCAGCAGGUUACUUCAUGGGAGAUAAAACCGCAAAACCUUGGAAACCAAAGGAGCUUUUCUUUGCCUGUUUGAUUAGAUUAUGGUGUGCAUUGUGUGCCAGUGCAUCUGCAAGGACCCAUCCGCUUGGGCCGGUUACCUAGUUUUUUCUUCUCUCUUAUUUUCUUUACCUUCUAGCAACAGUCGAGUCUCAAAGAAUGAUGCCUCAUAUAACUUAUUUGUGUAAUUUCUGGGCUUUUUUUCCCCUUUUUCCUCUUCAAGUAUAUCAGUAUCAUUUGUGCUUCCCUCCCCCAUCCCCCUCUUGGCCCUUUUUCCCUUUUAAGUUGCUUUCCCUCUGUUCAUCUGGGAAUUGGGUUCCUAUAACACUGUAAUCAGCCAAUGCUUGUUAUUUGUUAUCAAUGCAUCUUCCAAUAAUUUCCAUCUGUGUAACUAGCUCAUUUCCCAGCUUUAAGCAUGUGAGGUCAGCUGAUGAAUGAUUUUUCUCAUGACCAAAAAGGAAAGAUAUAUGUGAGCCAUGUGACUUUGUUUGAUAAAGGCAUGUUUUGUAGUAAAAUCUAAAGCUUAUUUUCUAGGUCAGUUCCAAGGUUUGUUGCACAGUCGAAUGGUUAUUGGACGUUUAUAUUUUCCCCUGGUUAAUUCUAAGAUUUGGUCACAUGGAAGAAAAUUUUGGUUUUGAUCACAUUUACUAGAUAUUUUCUUUUACCAAUAAUUCUUUAUUAUCUGCG
This is a messenger RNA of Durio zibethinus, 4139 nucleotides long. Its product is annotated as zinc ion binding protein. Lineage: Eukaryota; Viridiplantae; Streptophyta; Magnoliopsida; Malvales; Malvaceae. The record is from RefSeq and is a predicted model, not a curated record. Gene Ontology annotation, biological process: organelle fusion; endosome organization; vacuole organization. Gene Ontology annotation, cellular component: HOPS complex; endosome. Gene Ontology annotation, molecular function: protein-macromolecule adaptor activity.